AUGAGAUGGACGAGAUGGUUCUGUCAAAAAUAUGUGGCGGGAGACAACCGGAUAGGGAACGGGCGCAAGAAGUAUGUCAAGAAGCACCCAGAUAGAGUGCGCAAGGUUCCAAGUCGGAAGUUACAAGACAUAUUUCGAUUCAGACGUCACAUGUCCCAGCAUUCGCACGAGGUUGGUCUAGCGAAUCUACCGUUUACAAGACGGGGACGUAAGGCAGCUACCACUGAGGAGAAAGAACGUUCGCGGAAGCACUUCCGGCCUCAAGAUGAUGCCAGCAACACCCUCUCUCCUACUCCGGCCCCAGAUCCCCAGAAUGCUCCCGCCCCACUACCUCCGCCACCAGUUCAGAACCAUGCUCCGGUCCACAAUCAUAAUGCCAUCGCCGGCCCAUCCAACAUCCAACAGCCUGCCGCCACAUAUCCUGCCGCCGUAUCUGCGCUUGCUCCGUUGCCCAGCCAAUCAUCCUACCAGCCUCAACAGGCGACUUACCAGCAGCCUACCCCUCAGCCGUAUCCUCCACAUACUCACGUCGACCCCAAUGCCACUCGGCAAGAUCGCUGGGACAACAUGUCCACACUUUUCAACUCCGUGCGCGAACACGCUCGUAAUUUCGCCUAUCCUGCCGUCAGCGUGGCUGCACUGGAGACCAUCUUAAUCAGGUUGUAUCUGGAAAGCCCCGUCGGAUCGAUUGCCAGUCCACAUCAGCAGGUCCCGGGCCAGCAUGGCCGGCCUCAAGCCAGCAAUGGCGUUCUAGAAAGCCCACCAUAG
This is a messenger RNA of Pleurotus ostreatus (oyster mushroom), 768 nucleotides long. RefSeq lists its product as uncharacterized. The transcript has 4 exons. The record is from RefSeq and is a predicted model, not a curated record. Bases 1 to 768 code for a protein of 255 amino acids. NCBI's taxonomy places the organism in Eukaryota, Fungi, Basidiomycota, Agaricomycetes, Agaricales, Pleurotaceae.